CGAUUUGUUUUGGUUAGAAACUAACGUUAAAUCACCGUGAGAUCUUGUGAUUACCGGAUAAUUAUGAUUUUUUAACAUUUAUUAUCAAGGGAGCUCACGAUGGAGCAAGUCUACGCUUUGGAGGUUACAAUUAUCGAAUUUGUUCAAUACUGGUUCGAAGACUGGGACGAAUACAUGAAAUGGGUGAACGACGCCUCGAACCCACACAUGUUGCUAGAGUUCUAUUUCCCUCUCCUCUCCAUUGUGGACUCGGUGUUCGCUGCGCAGAUGCUACUGGUCCUCAGCUUUGGGGGCUGGCUCAACACUGUUAUGAAAUGGUGGUUACUAGAAGACCGUCCAUACUGGUGGGUGCAGGAAACAACAUUUUACUCCUCACACCGCCCACGCCUCAAACAGACGCGACAAACGUGUGAGACCGGGCCGGGGUCCCCAUCCGGACAUAGCGCGGCCGGCGCCGCGGCGCUGGUCUUAUUGCUCAUGUUUAUAUCACAUAUUAUGAGAGAUCGUAAAUUCUACUUUCGCUGCUGGAAAUACGUCAUGUACCCUCUCUGCGGCGCUGCGAUGGCCUCCAUAAUGCUGGCCAGAUUAUAUGUCGGCGCUCAUUUUCCACAUCAGUGCCUACUCGGUGCUUUAGUUGGCGCCUUCAUGGCACCAGCCCUAUGCAUCUAUGUUUCCGAUCCGUAUAUCUGGAAGUACGGGCCGGAACGCUCGGGUUCAAUAGCGUGGCACGCGACGGCAGCGGUCAUAGCGGCCGCUAUAGGGGGCGUCACUUACGCGGGGCUUAAAAUAUGUGGGAUAGACCCGCAGUGGACUGUGAAAUUGGCCUUCCGCUGGUGCCAGCAACCCUCAGAGAUCCACGUGACCACGACGCCCUUAUUUGCUUUGGUGCAAAGUACAGCCGCCUUGAUGGGAUGGGCCGUUAGCGUCACCCCUGCAGUGGCCGAAUAUCGCCAUUAUACCCCGCACCGCUCGCUGAUUAUAUCAUCGUUCACAACGGGCAUCAUUAUGUUCAGCUUCCACCAGUUAGGAGCUCACGUUGACAAAACCAAUGUUUUCAGAUUCUACGCGAGCCACUUCGUACUGAACACGGUAAAACCGGCUCUGUUGCUACGACUUACUCCGGCACUAGCUAUGCUACCUUUUACACCCAAAGAAAAAACCGAUUAGACAAAUUUAUAAACCAUACACGAAGGAAAGAUUUGUAACUCCAUACAUCAGUAAAUGCAAGUUAUUUGUAGUGACAUCUGGCGUCAUCCACGCGUCAAAUAGC
Messenger RNA from Leguminivora glycinivorella, 1270 nucleotides. RefSeq names its product glucose-6-phosphatase 3 (gene G6P). NCBI's taxonomy places the organism in Eukaryota, Metazoa, Arthropoda, Insecta, Lepidoptera, Tortricidae. Gene Ontology annotation, cellular component: membrane. The coding region runs from base 100 to 1167 and encodes 355 amino acids. Gene Ontology annotation, molecular function: glucose-6-phosphatase activity. The record is from RefSeq and is a predicted model, not a curated record. The transcript has 8 exons. Gene Ontology annotation, biological process: gluconeogenesis; glucose 6-phosphate metabolic process.